This is a messenger RNA of Cyclospora cayetanensis, 564 nucleotides long. RefSeq lists its product as uncharacterized. The record is from RefSeq and is a predicted model, not a curated record. Bases 1 to 564 code for a protein of 187 amino acids. Lineage: Eukaryota; Apicomplexa; Conoidasida; Eucoccidiorida; Eimeriidae. The transcript has a single exon.
AUGGCCACAUCAGGUACAGCAGCCGCAUUAAGUGCAGUGCGCAUCGCAGCAGCAGCUCCGGCGAGUGCCAACCGAGGCUUUUUCUUUGCGGCGUGGCUCCCGAUGAGAAACCUCUCAAGCUUAACGUCUUGCAGUGCAGGAGCAAAGCGCACUCAAGCCAUAGGAGUAGCGACUUGUCUGGGGGCCCCAGGAGCCCCUUGCCCUAUGGGGCCCCUGGCCCCCUGGGGCCCCCUAAGGGCCUCCCGGCGCUUCGCUGCUCGUACCCGGAUCAUCCGUGAAGAGCAGAGGCAGCGUCGGCAGCAGCAGCAACAGCAGCCAGCUCCUUAUGCCGACCCCUCUUUGCAGCAUUCGGAUCCGCAUCAUCCAUGCCAGUAUCAGCAUCAGCACCAACAGCAGCAGCCGACCCUAGGCACUCAACUGUUGUAUGCCGUAGCUUCAGGAGCAGGGGUGUUCCUUGGAUUUACUCUCCUCGCGCGCCUCUUUGGGUGGGGGCCCCGCACGAAGGCAGUCCACGUUGAUGCGUAUGGCAGGCCCGUGGAUCCCGUUACGGGGGCCCCUCUGUAG